CCUACCACUACACCUACCACCAAACAUCUUAUCGGGACUCCUCGGUACCUUUCGCCCAGUUCAACGCUUAUACUCGCAGCUCUUUCCCAUCCCAUCCCACUUCCACAUGCUUAUACACAUGCGCCUACUUGUAUCAACAUCUCCAUCAUCAUCCCCGAUCGCUUUCGCCACGGUCUCUUCCUUGUGAUUCUCGGACAUAUAAGCUAUCUCGCAUCUCGCGCCCGAGCCCGCUCCUUCCUCAACCUCUUUUUUUCUUUCAAAAAACAUCGAUAUCCCCCCCCAUUCAACACCUUCACCAUGCGUCACUCUUGAAUAACGCAGUUGCGGUUGGGCUUCAGGACGGAUUGUUCAUCAUUUUACAACCGACGGACGGAUAUUAGCGGACUAUUAUUAUCAUCUUUCGGCUACUCUGCAAUACAUUCAUUCUUAUAAUUACCUUCAACCACCACCUCAACACGCCUCUCCGUCGCGUCAUUCAUUAAACAACAUCCCACAAUGAAGCUCUCCAAAGCAGCCCGCAUCAUCCUCGUCGGCGCCCCAGGCGUCGGCAAAGGCACCCAAUCCGCGCGCCUCCUAACCGCCUUCCCCCAACUCUCCGCCAUCUCCUCGGGCGACCUCCUGCGCACCCACGUCCAAAACCGCACCCCCCUCGGCAUCCGCGCCGAAUCCGCCAUCAAAGCCGGCUCUCUCGUCCCCGACGCCAUGAUCCUGCGCCUCAUCCUCGCCGAGCUCAAGGACCGCAACUGGCUCUUCCCCGGCCGUCCGGAGCAACCGUACACGCUGAACAGUAGCUCCGACGCGGGGGGAGAAGACGCCGCGUUCGUUGCCGGGGAUAUGUUAGAUACGCCGUCGCUGCUGGCGAGCUUUCCGGAGCCGAGGACUUGCGACAGGCCGGAGUCGUCGUUUAUUCUUGAUGGGUUCCCCAGGACGGCGGAGCAGGCGGUGCAGUUGGAUAAUCUCGUCCCCAUCAACCUUGUCGUGCACCUCGAUACGCCAUUCAGCGUCAUCAUGGACCGGAUCGCGGGGCGCUGGGUCCACGCGCCGUCGGGACGGAGUUACAAUACGAGUUUCAAUGCGCCGCGCGUGCCGGGACGCGAUGAUGUGACGGGGGAGAGGCUGACGAAGCGCGCGGAUGAUGAUGAGGGGGUUUGGUUGGAGAGGUUGGAGAAGUUCAAGGAGACGAGUGAGCCGCUGCUGGAGCAUUAUGCGAGGAAGGGGGUGUUGUGGAGGGUGGAGGGCGAGACGAGUGAUGAGAUUACGCCGAAGUUGCAUAAGGAGUUUGCGAGGCGUUUCGCGCUCAGGGACUGAGUGGCUGGAUAUAAUAAUGGGGCGGUUGAUGCAAGGCGCGUGAUACCCUGAGAUGGGCGACGCGGUGGAUAUUACGUGAACCAGACACGUACGAGGAAGGGAGGAUGUUUUUGAAAACCGAGUAACGGCCGCACAUGCGGGGCUACGGUUGGAGGGGUUUUCUGUAGGAUAUAUAGUCCAUGAGGGAGGGAUAUUAUCAGCGCGGAUCGAAUGGGAAUUGGGCGUUUUUAUUUAUUUAUGAUUAUUACAGCUUUCGAGAUUAUAUGAUUCGAAAUGCAAAUAUGGGAGGUUAUUUCUCUG
Messenger RNA from Pseudogymnoascus verrucosus, 1608 nucleotides. RefSeq lists its product as uncharacterized. Gene Ontology annotation, cellular component: mitochondrion; cytoplasm. NCBI's taxonomy places the organism in Eukaryota, Fungi, Ascomycota, Leotiomycetes, Thelebolales, Thelebolaceae. The record is from RefSeq and is a predicted model, not a curated record. Bases 496 to 1308 code for a protein of 270 amino acids. Gene Ontology annotation, biological process: nucleobase-containing compound metabolic process. The transcript is spliced from 2 exons. Gene Ontology annotation, molecular function: ATP binding; AMP kinase activity.